GUAAUUUUCGGAAGGUGACAUGACACAAGCUCAAGCUUAUUUGAGACAGGACUUUUGAGUAAAGGGGAGUAAGAGGGGAAAAGUGUGUAAAAGUGUUCUGUGGUGGGGAACCUCUGUCCGUUUGGAAAGUCAACCAUUAGACCUUUAAAUAGUAGUAGUUCAUUUUUCAUACUUGUUUUUGACAUUUAGCAGAGACAGACAGGACAGUGUAACUGUGCAGACAAUUUAUAUUGACAUUGACGUAUUGGGGCUUAUUAUUAAAUAUUUUAUACACAAUAUUUUAUUUUACUUUUAGUAUUUAGUUUUGCCUACAAUUGUUAAUUAGUUUCUAGUACAUACUUAAUUAGGUUUUAUUAUUUUUAUAUUAAUCAUUGACUUUGAUUGCCUGUUGCAUAUAAUUGGAUCACUAUAUCGAUAUUCCUAAUAUAUGCAGCUAGCUAUUGAAAUAUAAGCAGAUAAUACUUAAGGCCACCUCAUCUUGUAUUCUGCCUUUACCAACAUUAUCUCCGGAAGUACACACUAUACACGAAGCUUUCGAAGUCAUGAACACAACUGAGUACGUCCAAAUCAAAGAGCUGAAGUCGGGCAUGAAGAACAUAAACGCGAUUUUCAUAGUUCUGGAGGUGAGCGCACCCACGCUGACGAAGGAAGCGCGCGAGGUGCGCACGCUGCGCGUGGCGGACGCGUCUGCCAGCGUGCACCUGUCGGUGUGGGACGAGGCGGGCGCACUGCUGCAGCCUGGCGACAUUGUGCGGCUGACGCGCGGCUACGCGGCCCUGUGGCGGCACGCGCUGACACUGUACGCCGGCAAGUCGGGCGACAUCCAGAAGGUGGGCGAGUUCUGCAUGUUGUUCAACGAGCAGGUCAACAUGAGUGAGCCGCAGCCGCCGCCGCCUGGAGCAGCGCCCGCGCACAACAACCACGCGGGCCGCGUGCCCUCCGCCACCGCACAGCCCGCUGCUGCCGCGGGUGCCCCACAUCAAGGGCCACCCAAAAAUGAACGGUUCAACCAAAACCGGCAAGAGGAGGGCGGCAAACACCAACACAAGACUUAUGUGCGAGGUCGGGGUCAACAGAGAGGCAAUGGCCGACGGUAGUUGCCUCCACUCUUUGAUACACAGUGGCCAAACAUGGGACUCUAGAAAAUAAAACUAUGAAAAAGAAUGAUGGUCAGGUCAGGAACAUUAUAUCAAAUCAUUGUACAUAAUAUUUAUUAUAUUAAUGUGAACACCUGUCUCAUGAAAUUAUGUUCUUUUGAAUUUUGAAUCUUUCUAAUAUAUCUAAUUGAGGAAUCCAAUCCAUAUCAUAUUAUGUAAAUAUGUCAUGAAUAGAGUAACUGUAUAUAUCAUCAUAUCAUAUAACAUGUAGUAGGUAGUUAAAUUAAUAGCAUAAAAUGUAUUGAACAAUAAAUAUCUAGAUAUAAGUAUUAUAAUAUGUACCCUAUCAUCAUAAAUAACUUUGUAUGUUGUAUGUACAUACAGUGAACAAAAAAAUGUAUUCCAUAUUUCAAUUAAAAUUCUGUAUCUUUACACCCUUUCCUUUCCACAAGACUAGAAUACAAUUUUUAAAUACAGCGAUUAAAUACUCUGAUUUUAAAUAGGAUAGUAGCCCAUGAUAACCUAUAAUACAUUAACAACCCAUGUUAUUUGUUAAUGUAUAAUUAUUGUAUAUAAAGUACUCUUUUAUGCUUCAGUAAUUAUGACAUUACAUAUUGUUAAUAAAAUUCAGGCUGUGAGAAGCUAACAUUUUCUCAAUAAUUUAGUUCAGGAAUAAAACAAUCACUUGUAUGACCCUUUUAAAACUAAAGCGACCUAUUCUAUACAUUCUUGACAACAAGGCAACAAUACAAUGACAUUAUACCAUCUUUCAUAUAAUAUAAUACCUACUAUAUCAAAUGUACACUCCAGGAGGCUGUGUUGUGCAGUGGUACAUCACUCAACCUUACACUAUUUUUUAUUCUGUUCUUUAAGACUACUUGACACAGACAAACGAAACAUUCAAAGUUUGUGUCUGUCUAGAAUUAGAUACCCAUCCCUAGGACAGUUAAAUUUUCUUGAACCUCAUUGAAGUUAAAACAAUGCUUAAUUAAUAAUUUCUGUAAUAACAAUUAAUACACACUAAACCGUUGGGUACCCAGUACCAUGUUCAACUGCACAUGCUAGUGUUGACUUACAUAAUAUUAUUUCUUUCUUUUUAUUCUUAAUUUCCUGAAUAUUUACAGUAAUUGUUAACUAUAUUAUAAUUUGUGGGCAAUCGAGGCCCUUAUAUAUUAUGUAUUAGGAUAAGAAUUUUUUUUUGUACAUCACUGUUGCCAAAAUAAAAUAUGUUUAAGGCCUGGGAAGAGCCUCUAAAUGUG
Leptidea sinapis is the source of this 2356-nucleotide messenger RNA. Its product is annotated as SOSS complex subunit B homolog. Gene Ontology annotation, biological process: mitotic cell cycle checkpoint signaling; response to ionizing radiation; double-strand break repair via homologous recombination. The coding region runs from base 543 to 1097 and encodes 184 amino acids. The transcript has a single exon. Lineage: Eukaryota; Metazoa; Arthropoda; Insecta; Lepidoptera; Pieridae. The record is from RefSeq and is a predicted model, not a curated record. Gene Ontology annotation, cellular component: SOSS complex. Gene Ontology annotation, molecular function: DNA binding.